UCAUGCUGGUAUGAUCGUCUCCGCUGCAUGGCAUCUCCUGCAGGGCGUUGAUAGUUGAUCAUGCCACACAAACAAGAUGAGAAACUCAAACUCCUCAUCGGUAUUCACUCAGGUUGUUAACUUGUUGAAUGCCUUGCACACGCUGUUCGACGCCAUCAUUUCCAACUAUGACGUCUACAAGGUUGAAAGCAUCGAUGAUGCCUACAUGUUGGUCUCCUGCCUACUGAUCCGUAAUGGCAGCCGUCAUGCUGGUAUGAUCGCCUCCACUGCAUGGCAUCUCCUGGAGGGCGUUGAUAGUUGAUCAUGCCACACAAACAAGAUGAGAAACUCAAACUCCGCAUCGGUAUUCACUCAGGGCAAAGGUGAAAGCCUGACGUACUGGCUCGAGGGACAUGAUCCAAGCUA
Patiria miniata (bat star) is the source of this 405-nucleotide messenger RNA. Its product is annotated as speract receptor-like. The record is from RefSeq and is a predicted model, not a curated record. The coding region runs from base 77 to 301 and encodes 74 amino acids. Gene Ontology annotation, molecular function: peptide receptor activity; guanylate cyclase activity. NCBI's taxonomy places the organism in Eukaryota, Metazoa, Echinodermata, Asteroidea, Valvatida, Asterinidae. Gene Ontology annotation, biological process: receptor guanylyl cyclase signaling pathway; intracellular signal transduction; cGMP biosynthetic process. The transcript has 4 exons.